AUGGCAGGACCUACAAAGAUCAGUAUCUUAGGUCGCGAGAGUAUCAUCGCUGACUUCGGCCUCUGGCGAAACUAUGUCGCCAGGGACCUGAUCAACGAUUGCCCCUCCACGACCUAUGUCCUCAUCACCGACACGAAUAUCGGCUCAAUAUACACACCCGGAUUUCAAAAGAACUUUGAAGAUGCCGCCGCCGCCGUCUCCCCGCCCCCUCGCCUCCUCAUCUACAACGCUCCGCCAGGAGAGGUCUCCAAGUCCCGCCAGACGAAAGCUGACAUUGAGGAUUGGAUGCUGAGCCAAAACCCUCCUUGCGGUCGUGAUACUGUUGUCAUUGCUUUGGGUGGAGGAGUUAUUGGGGAUCUGACUGGGUUCGUCGCUGCGACUUAUAUGCGCGGUGUUCGUUAUGUUCAAGUCCCCACGACACUUCUUGCCAUGGUUGACUCGUCAAUUGGCGGGAAAACUGCGAUUGACACUCCUCUGGGAAAGAACCUGAUUGGCGCGAUUUGGCAACCGACGAAGAUUUACAUUGAUCUGGAAUUCCUCGAGACACUACCAGUGCGUGAGUUCAUCAACGGAAUGGCAGAGGUCAUCAAGACCGCUGCCAUCUCCAGCGAAGAAGAAUUCACGGCUCUGGAGACCAAUGCGGAGACUAUCCUGAAGGCCGUCCGCCAGGAUAUCAAGCCUGGGCAACACCGCUUCAAGGGCCUCGAGGAGAUCCUCAAGGCCAGAAUCUUGGCGUCUGCGCGGCACAAGGCAUUUGUCGUUUCGGCCGACGAGCGUGAGGGUGGUCUCCGAAACCUUCUGAACUGGGGUCACUCUAUUGGUCACGCCAUUGAAGCCAUCCUGACACCGCAGAUCCUCCACGGAGAAUGUGUUGCUAUCGGUAUGGUCAAGGAGGCUGAAUUAGCUCGCCAUUUAGGUAUCCUAAAGGGCGUUGCAGUUUCACGUAUCGUCAAGUGCCUUGCUGCCUACGGCCUACCCACCUCACUGAAGGAUGCUCGUAUUCGCAAGCUCACGGCUGGUAAGCAUUGUUCGGUCGACCAGCUGAUGUUCAACAUGGCCCUAGACAAAAAGAACGAUGGCCCCAAGAAGAAGAUUGUCCUUCUCUCCGCCAUUGGACGCACUUAUGAGCCUCGUGCCAGUGUUGUCGCCAACGAGGAAAUUCGCGUAGUUCUCGCUCCCAGCAUCGAGGUACACCCAGGCGUAUCCAAGUCGUUGAACGUUGUUUGCGCGCCUCCGGGUUCGAAGAGUAUCUCCAACCGUGCGCUGGUUCUGGCAGCUCUGGGCUCAGGUACCUGCCGUAUCAAGAAUCUGCUGCACUCUGAUGACACCGAAGUUAUGCUAAACGCACUCGAUAGACUGGGUGCUGCCACUUUUGCAUGGGAGGACGAGGGUGAAGUGCUUGUGGUCAACGGCAAGGGUGGAGACCUGCGCGCUCAUCCCUCAGAGUUGUACCUUGGCAACGCCGGUACGGCUUCUAGAUUCCUCACUACAGUCGCCACUCUUGCCAAUCCCAGCACUGUCGAUCAUAGCAUCCUCACCGGUAACAACCGUAUGAAGCAGCGACCCAUUGGGGACCUGGUGGAUGCACUGACAGCUAACGGGGCUUCCGUCGAAUACGUCGAGAAGACCGGCAGUCUGCCUCUCAAGAUUGCCGCCUCAGGCGGAUUUGCUGGAGGCAGUAUCAACCUGGCUGCCAAAGUGUCAUCUCAGUAUGUUUCAUCGCUGCUCAUGUGCGCUCCCUACGCCAAGGAGCCUGUGACCUUACGUCUAGUCGGUGGCAAGCCCAUCUCCCAGCCCUACAUUGACAUGACAACUGCAAUGAUGCGGUCGUUUGGCAUUGAUGUGCAAAAGUCCACGACCGAAGAACACACCUAUCAUAUCCCCCAAGGGCGUUAUGUGAACCCGGCCGAAUAUGUCAUUGAGAGCGAUGCCAGCUCCGCCACCUACCCACUUGCAAUUGCAGCAAUCACUUCUACUACAUGCACAGUUCCCAACAUCGGAUCCGCCUCCCUGCAAGGCGAUGCCCGCUUCGCUGUUGAGGUUCUGCGGCCCAUGGGCUGCACUGUCGAGCAGACAGAAACCUCGACUACUGUUACUGGUCCCGCUGACGGUAUCUUGCGGCCACUCCCCAACGUGGAUAUGGAACCCAUGACAGAUGCGUUCCUCGGUGCUUCUGUUCUUGCAGCCGUCGCUCGUGGAAAUGAUUCGAACCACACAACCCGGAUCUACGGUAUCGCCAACCAGCGUGUCAAGGAGUGCAAUCGAAUCAAGGCAAUGAAGGAUGAGCUUGCCAAGUUCGGAGUGGUCUGCCGAGAGCACGAUGAUGGUAUUGAGAUUGAUGGUGUCGAUCGCUCAACGCUACGCCAGCCGGCCGGUGGUGUCUUCUGCUACGAUGACCACCGGGUUGCCUUUAGCUUCAGCGUGCUGUCGCUCGUGGCUCCCCAGCCUACUCUUAUCCUUGAAAAAGAGUGUGUUGGCAAGACAUGGCCGGGUUGGUGGGAUACAGCUCGCCAAUUGUAUGGUGUGAAACUCGAGGGAAAGGAGUUGGAGGAGGAAGAAUCUUCGGCUCUCAGCAGCACUGACAAGGCCAACGCGUCAAUCUACAUCAUUGGCAUGCGUGGUGCCGGAAAGUCAACAGCAGGAAACUGGGUUUCCAAGGCUCUCGAUCGGCCUUUUGUCGACCUAGAUACUGAGCUUGAGACUACGGAAGGCAUGACUAUUCCUGAUAUCAUCAAAACCCGUGGCUGGCAAGGUUUCAGAGAUGCGGAGCUGGAAAUCUUGAAGCGCUCGCUCAAGGAGCGUCCGAGAGGCUACGUCUUUGCCUGUGGCGGAGGUGUAGUUGAGAUGCCGGAAGCCCGCAAGUUGCUCGUUGACUAUCACAAGAACAAGGGCAACGUUUUACUUCUUAUGCGCGACAUUAAAAAGGUCAUGGAUUUCCUGUCAAUCGACAAGACUCGCCCGGCCUACGUCGAGGACAUGAUGGGCGUGUGGUUGCGACGCAAGCCCUGGUUCCAGGAAUGUAGUAACAUUCAGUACUACAGCCAGCAGGCCAGCUCUGGUGGCCUGGCUCGGGCAUCCGAGUGCUUCAACCGCUUCCUGCAAGUUGUCACCGGUCAGGUUGACAACCUCGCGAUCAUUAAGAAGAAGGAGCACUCUUUCUUCGUCUCUCUAACCCUGCCGGAUCUCCGUGAGGCUGGAGAUAUUUUGGAGGAAGUGUGCGUUGGGUCUGAUGCGGUGGAGCUGCGAGUCGACUUGCUCAAGGAUCCUUCAUCUGAGAGUGACAUCCCGUCAGUCGACUACGUUGUGGAACAGCUGUCUUUCCUCCGUAGCCGCAUCUCACUUCCUGUGAUAUUCACCAUCCGCACCAAGAGCCAGGGCGGUCGAUUCCCCGACGAGGCCCACGAUGCUGCGCUCGAGCUGUACACUCUUGCAUUCCGGUCUGGAGUCGAGUUUGUCGACCUCGAGAUUGCAUUCCCCGAGAAUCUGCUGCGAACAGUAACGGCCAUAAAGGGUCACUCGAAGAUUAUCGCGUCACACCACGACCCCAAGGGUGAGCUCUCCUGGGCGAACAUGUCGUGGAUCAAGUUCUACAACAAGGCACUUGAGUGGGGUGAUAUCAUCAAGCUUGUCGGAGUCGCUCAGAAUCUCGAUGACAACACGGCUCUGAGAAAGUUCAAGAACUGGGCGGCAGAGGCUCACGAUGUUCCUCUGAUUGCUAUCAACAUGGGCGACCAGGGCCAGCUGAGCCGCAUCCUGAACGGCUUCAUGACUCCAGUCUCUCAUCCCAGCCUGCCCUUCAAGGCCGCUCCUGGACAGCUCUCUGCUACGGAGAUCCGCAAGGGACUCUCGCUCAUGGGAGAGAUCAAGGCCAAGAAGUUUGCCCUCUUUGGUAGUCCAAUCUCAGCAUCCCGCUCGCCCGCCCUCCACAACACCCUCUUCUCUCAAGUCGGCCUUCCCCACGAGUACACCCGACUAGAGACCACCAACGCCCAAGACGUCCAGGAUUUCAUCCGCUCCCCUGACUUUGGAGGUGCAUCCGUAACAAUACCCCUCAAACUCGACAUCAUGCCCCUCCUUGAUGAAGUCGCCGCGGAAGCCGAAAUUAUCGGCGCCGUCAACACAAUCAUCCCCGUCUCCGACGGAAAAGGCAAGCCCGCCCGCCUGGUUGGCCGCAACACCGACUGGCAGGGGAUGAUCCUCUCCCUGCGCAACGCAGGCGUCUACGGACCCGAGGGCCAGCAGAGCGCGCUGGUCGUCGGUGGAGGCGGAACCGCACGGGCGGCCAUCUACGCCCUCCACAGCAUGGGCUACUCCCCGAUCUACAUCGUGGGUCGAUCCCCCGCUAAGCUCGAGGGCAUGGUGUCGACGUUCCCCAGCAGCUACAACAUCCGGGUCGUCGAUGGCGUUGGAAGUCUCGAGACGAUUCCCAGCGUCGCGAUCGGCACCAUCCCUGCCGACCAGCCCAUUGACCCGGGUAUGCGCGAGACGCUGUGUCACAUGUUCGAGCGCGCACAGGAGGCCGAUGCUACUUCCAUCAAAUCUGUCGAGCACGCGCCACGGGUUCUCCUUGAGAUGGCGUACAAGCCACAGGUAACCGCACUGAUGCGACUGGCGUCUGACUCUGGGUGGAAAACAAUUCCGGGACUUGAGGUUCUUGUCGGGCAGGGUUGGUAUCAGUUCAAAUACUGGACGGGGAUAUCUCCGCUGUACGAAAGCGCUAGGGCCGCCGUUCUCGAAUCCCCAUGA
Messenger RNA from Aspergillus calidoustus, 4746 nucleotides. The record is from the annotation of a GenBank genome assembly. Lineage: Eukaryota; Fungi; Ascomycota; Eurotiomycetes; Eurotiales; Aspergillaceae.